AGGAUAGAGAACGUGCAAAUGUGAACAUACAGAACUGUGGUCAGGAUUGAACCUGGGUCUCUGGUGCUAUGAGGCAGCAGCUCUACCAGCUGCACCACCGUGCCGCUUGCAGUCCUUGCUCAAUUCUCAGCUUCUUCUCGAUCAGGCUGUCGUUCAGCAACAACUGACAGCUCUUGGCAAUUUCACUCCCAAUUAAAUAGCCUGUCCCCCUUUCACGACCUAAUUCACGACCUUUCUAACGUGUGGACAUUUUUCAUCAUGCUAGAACAACGCCCCGACCUACUCGAUGCCACGAGCACCAACGCCUAGCAUCACGGCCUGCUACGACCUACCUACGGACUUCUACGACCUUGUGAUGACCCUGCUGCGAGUAUGAUUCAAGGGCAAACUCGACCGAGGUCGUGAAAGUGGGACAGGCCCUUAACUUGGCUUGUGGCUGCCAUACAGCGCUUGCAGCGCCAGAGAUACGUGGCCGAUCCUGACUACGGCGCUGUCUGUACGGAAUUCGUACGUUCCUCCCGUGACCUGCGUGGGUUUUCUCUGAGAUCUUCGGUUUCAUCUCACACUCCAAAGACGUACAGAAGCAGCACGGCAGUCGGCUCACCAGAGAGAUGGCAUAUCUACCAAAACUUUUCAAGUACAUAGACGACAAUCAAGAAUUGUACGUAAAACGCCUUGCAGAAUGGGUGGCAAUACAGAGCGUGUCCGCGUUGCCGGAGAAGAGAAGCGAAACCGUAAAAAUGGUGAAAUUUGUUGGCAAAGAGAUCGAAAAACUGGGUGGUUCAAUAGAGCUGACUGACAACGGUCAACAAAAGCUGCCAGAUGGAACAGAGAUUCCCUAUCCUCCAAUCCUAUUGGGCACGCUUGGCAACGACGCAGCCAAGAAAACCUUGUGCAUCUAUGGACAUCUGGAUGUUCAGCCUGCUGAGAUUGAGGAUGGAUGGGAUACUGACCCCUUCACUUUGGUGGAAAAAGAUGGAAAGCUGUAUGGAAGGGGCUCCACUGAUGACAAAGGACCAGUGUUGGCAUGGCUAAACUGCAUUGAAGCUCUUCAAAAAUUAAAGCAGGAGAUUCCAGUUAAUAUCAAGUUCUGCUUGGAAGGAAUGGAGGAGUCUGGGUCAGAAGGUCUUGAUGAUUUGGUCCAUGGCCGCAAAGACACAUUCUUCAAGGACGUGGAUUUUGUCUGUAUUUCCGAUAACUACUGGCUUGGCAAGAAGAAGCCCUGUAUAACAUAUGGUCUCCGUGGUAUCAGUUACUUCUCACUGGAGGUUGAAUGCUCAAACAAGGAUCUACACUCUGGUGUGUUUGGUGGUACAGUGCAUGAAGCAAUGACGGACCUGAUUUAUUUAAUGGGCAAGCUGGUGGACCGAAAGGGAAUGAUCCUUAUUCCUGGUAUUGAAAAAUCCGUGGCACCAGUUACGGAUGAGGAAAGGAAAUUGUAUGAUAAAAUAGAUUUUGAUAUUGCAGAGUACUGCAAGGAUGUGGGCACCAGUCAGCUGUUGCACACCACAAAGGAACAAAUUCUGAUGCACCGAUGGAGAUAUCCAUCCUUGUCAUUACAUGGAAUUGAAGGGGCUUUUUCUGGUACAGGAGCUAAAACUGUCAUUCCCAGGAAAGUUAUUGGCAAGUUUUCUAUUCGAUUGGUGCCAAACAUGGAUCCAGAAGUGGUUCAGAAGCAGGUUGUGGAUUAUGUCCAAAAGGUAUUUUGUGAGUAUGGAAGCCCAAACAAGAUGAAGGUGUACAUGCUUCAUGGUUCCAAGCCCUGGCUAGCAGACUGCAACCACCCACACUAUACUGCUGGCAGGGCUGCAAUGAAAAGAGUAUUUGGAGUUGAACCAGAUAUGACCAGAGAAGGUGGCAGCAUUCCCGUUACCUUGACAUUCCAGGAAGCUACAGGAAAGACUGUGAUGUUGCUGCCUAUUGGAGCUUCAGAUGAUGGUGCUCACUCCCAGAAUGAGAAGAUCAACCGAAGCAACUAUAUUCAAGGCACGAAGGUGCUGGGUGCUUACUUCCAUGAACUUUCCUCAUUGAAGUGACAACAGUCUGGAUUGAUAGAAUUGCUGAAGUGCUUUCCAAAACUCUGCAUCCAACAAGAUUCCCUUUAUCACAUGGUGCAGGGACAUAAUGGGGAACAGUGGUGUUAUUGAUAACGUUCGAUGGGUGUGUAAAUAAUAAAGAUCAGCUUUAUUUCUUGAUUGCAAUUUUAAUUUUAUACUUGCUGUACAACCAAUCCUUGUGGAGCAUAAAACAAUAUGAUGACUUCUGCCUGGAGAAUGGUGGAAGCAGAUUCUACACUAUCUUCCAUAGAUCAAUUGUAUAAGUACUUAAAGCUAAAACAUUGAAGGCCAGUGGGACUAAUUAGGCAGCUGCCAUCAAAAAUUGGCUGAAUGCCAUCUUACUAAACUCUUCAAUCUCUGCUUCAAUAAAAAUAUAAUUGAAUCCAAUAA
This is a messenger RNA of Leucoraja erinaceus (little skate), 2447 nucleotides long. Its product is annotated as cytosolic non-specific dipeptidase-like. The record is from RefSeq and is a predicted model, not a curated record. Bases 612 to 2036 code for a protein of 474 amino acids. Gene Ontology annotation, molecular function: metallodipeptidase activity. The transcript has 12 exons. Gene Ontology annotation, cellular component: cytosol. Lineage: Eukaryota; Metazoa; Chordata; Chondrichthyes; Rajiformes; Rajidae. Gene Ontology annotation, biological process: proteolysis.